Saccharomycopsis crataegensis is the source of this 720-nucleotide messenger RNA. RefSeq lists its product as uncharacterized. NCBI's taxonomy places the organism in Eukaryota, Fungi, Ascomycota, Saccharomycetes, Ascoideales, Saccharomycopsidaceae. The record is from RefSeq and is a predicted model, not a curated record. The coding region runs from base 1 to 720 and encodes 239 amino acids. The transcript has a single exon.
AUGCCAAACACUUUCCCAUCAUUCACUUAUCUCCCGUUGGAAUUGCAAUUAUUGGUGAUCGACUUCUCCGAUACAAGAACUUGCACCCAAUUAUUGCAAUCCAACCAUGAUCUCCGGGCAAAGACUGUCUACUGCUUGCAAAAAUCAGUGUCCCACAAAAUAUCCCAAAUGCACAACCAAUUUCUCUUGUCGUUUUAUUCACCAAACAACAAGGAAUCAUCCACAGAAAAAUUUUAUUACCAGGCAGAAAUCACCACCAGCCAAAACCUGGAGUCGCAUGGCUUGCCCAACGUCUCGGUUAAUUUGAAAGAUUUGGUGCUCUCCAAAAACUUAUUUGACAAUUCUGAGAAAAAGGCAGUCAUUGCUAAUCGUCUCCAACAAACCCAAAUGACCACCGAUCAAAUCCCAUUAUUAAUUAAUGAGGAAUCCCCAACUUUCAAGGCAACGGUGUCCCUAGUAUUGAAAAAUAACCAGUCGUUAUCCUCGAGAACCGCUUUAUCCCAAUUCUCCCAAAAAUUUUACAAAUCAAAUAAUACCGGUUCACCAGUUGAAAAAUCUACAAAUUUCUACAAAUUGCAUUAUACCCUUCACAAGCAAGGCACCGAACCCCCAAGGCACGAAUACGACUUUGACUUGUUUGACAAUUUCUUGUUUUCUAUUAAAUCCAUUGAUUUUAACUGCUGUUAUAUUUUGCAUCAACUAGAAACCUUGGCAUCGUAA